AUGGGCAUAAAUGUAGGGCGGGUUCUUGAAUCCUACCAUUCUACCAUGCCAUACCGACUAUUCAUUAUGAGCCGUCCAGCAUCCAGCCGCUCCACCGACACUGACCACUCCGGACUCUUCAGAUUGGAGGGAAUGAGAUUCGAAGAUGCCCCGUACUCCGCGAAACACUGUGAUCAGUGUUUUUCCCUUGGGGAAUUUUUAAAAAAGAAGGCCUCACUCGCACAGAGUGAACUGCAACAGAAAUUCCUAAUAAAAACCCAUGAAAAGAUGGAGGCUGUCAAAGAAUUCGAGAUGGGGAAGUAUCGGACCGAGAAAAUCGGCCGAACUCUCCUAUGCCACCAGCUCACGAGAGACAUUAAUGGUAGAGGAUUCCGCACACUUCCACGCGAACCGAGAAAUUUAAGAGCGCAUCCCGACCACGAAUUUCAUGAAGAGGUGUUGAAUAACAUGCUUUGCCGUUCGUGCGGCAUCUACGUCAAACAGAUGCAAGAGCUCAGUGAGCUCCAGGCAAGAAUUGAGCACGUCAAAGCCUGGGGAGAACGAUCCUACGAGGCAACUAUCGAGCAAGACAGGGUCAAUAAUGAAAUCGACGACCAUAUUCAUAAUUUGCUCGUCCUUGUCACACUAGUGUGUGACAAUUCUGAGAACGAAAUUCUCCGCCACAAUAUCAGAAGACGUGGAGGACAUCAGGAUAGCGUUCAGAAGAACGCUAAUAAUGCCGGACCGCGAGCCCAAUGGGCUCGAACUCUAGGCAGCGUCAAAAGGAAGAAGAAGACGACUUGCUCAUUUCGCUCCUCUUGUUGUGACGAACCACUGAGAAUACAGCGAACGCAACAUGCUUCGGAUGAAAGCAUUCAUGACAAUUUUGAGCAGAAUCGGGCGCAACGUAUUCGUACUGAAGACGAUGGAACUUAUCUCGAUGCUCCGUCGCUUCAGAGAGCAGAUACAUCAGUGGAUUCUGAUCUCGGCUCAUUACGAGACGCAGUAAAAGAGCUAGUAAACAUACGUGAUAAUAUUUCAAAACGCCAAACGACGUCAGGAGAGUCUAUAAUCGGGGAUCAUUCGAGUCCAAGUGGAAAGAGUGAUACGGGCGACACAUUACUGAUAGAAAAGGCUGAAGAAGCAGCUGAAGAGUUUGAAAAGAAACAUCCCAAGAAAACGGAGGCCACGAAGAGCGAGAGCGAACGCAGAAGGAAGUCUUCUUCUCUUACUGUUAGGAAAAAACUUUCGAAGGAAGCCAAGGAGGAGCAUUCCCAUAAGAAAAUGGCAGAUGGAAAGAAAUCAAAACAAGGAACAGUGGGUGGAAGCAAGGAUACGCAAUAUGAGAAGCAUAAUCUGAAGUAUUCUUUAUGCCAAACACAAAAAUCUGCGUAUACCAUGGAUACAGAACCAUCUUCUCCAAGAAUUGUGCAUAAGAAAGCUCAAGGACAACCUGCUAGAAAGAAGGCUUCCACAACAAGUACCCAUUUCAUGCAAGUAAUCAGGAGAAAAGGAAGCUGA
Haemonchus placei is the source of this 1500-nucleotide messenger RNA. Lineage: Eukaryota; Metazoa; Nematoda; Chromadorea; Rhabditida; Trichostrongylidae. The record is from the annotation of a GenBank genome assembly.